AUGUCUCUAUCAGCCUCCACCAAGGAUCAAGUAGUGCAAGCGUAUAUCGACCAUCCUACCUACAACUGCGCGAAAUGCUCUGCUCCGAUUGCUCUUCAGGACGAAGCUAUCACUAAACAAUUCCAAGGGCGUGACGGUCGCGGAUACUUGAUGAACUCGGCAACCAAUCUCAAGCGUGGUCGGAAUGAGGAACGAAGCCUUAUAACAGGGGUGCAUACCGUUGCCGACGUCUUUUGCAAGGGAUGCAACGAGAGGAUCGGCUGGUUUUACCAUAAAGCUAGUGACUACUCCCAAAAGUACAAAGAAGGGAAAUACCUUUUGGAACGCGAGAAGCUCGUCAAGGAGAAUGCUUGGAAACUCGAUGCUUCUUAA
Mycena indigotica is the source of this 372-nucleotide messenger RNA. RefSeq names its product Protein yippee-like. The transcript is spliced from 4 exons. The record is from RefSeq and is a predicted model, not a curated record. The coding region runs from base 1 to 372 and encodes 123 amino acids. NCBI's taxonomy places the organism in Eukaryota, Fungi, Basidiomycota, Agaricomycetes, Agaricales, Mycenaceae.